AUGGCGCUGCUGCGGGCGCUGCUCCUGCUGCUCUCCAGCCCGCGGUUCGUGGAGCGGCUCUCGGAGUCGCGGCCCAUCCGCGCCGCCGCCCGGGUCACCGCCAGCGCCCUCACCCGCGGCCAGCGCGACCUGGCCCCGCGCCUGCUUCGCCUGCGCGACGCCUUCCUCGCCGAGCUCAAGGACGGCGCCCGCGCGCGGGGGUGGCCGUGGCCGCGCGGGCCGGGCCGCGGCGGCCGCCCCGGAUCAGCGCCGUGAUCGCCUCUUGGAGCGGGAGGCAGCUGCGGACAGCGCCGGGAGGAGACGGGAACCGCCGCCGCUUCCCUGCGCCGAGCGCACGGAGAGCGCUGCAACCGGCGGGUGAAGGACCUCGGGAGCAGGUGACAGCGGGGCCCCGCGGCCGCUGCGGAGCCCGGCGGUGGCCGGGACGCGGAUGGCGAGCUGCGGACUGGACGGUGCGUUCCUCAUCGCGCGGCCUGGAGCGACUCCUCGGGAGAGCAUGAACACGGGAAGCUGUUCCGCAUCGGUUUCAUGGAUUUCCAUUUCAAAGACAGGAUACGCGUCCCACGGUUCUCAGGAACAAGCAGACUCACUUUCUAAUCACCCACAAUGCUGUGAAGAUUGUCACUUGAAGCGCUUGAUGAGAAACUUGAAAUAAAAUAACAAUUCUCACAGGA
This is a messenger RNA of Zonotrichia leucophrys gambelii, 674 nucleotides long. It is a transcript of the gene NCBP2AS2, whose product is annotated as NCBP2 antisense 2 (head to head). The coding region runs from base 1 to 255 and encodes 84 amino acids. Lineage: Eukaryota; Metazoa; Chordata; Aves; Passeriformes; Passerellidae. The record is from RefSeq and is a predicted model, not a curated record. The transcript has a single exon.